GGUCAAUCGUUCAACCUCGGGCAUUUCCGUAUUCUCCGGUAAAUACGCCCCGGCAAUCGUGCAACAUUGGGCAUUUCCGUAUUCUCCGGUAAAUACGCAAUCGUGCAACAUUGGGCAUUUCCGUAUUCUCCGGUAAAUACGCCUAUUGCGUAGCAUAAAGACCGAGGUGAUCAGAUUGGACCUAGGUUUGCAUAUACUCUGUUUUGAUUGGACGAGUUCGCAGUGCGCGCGAGGAUCACGGAAUCCACGUGUACAGUUUAUGAAUGGAGGCUACUACCGUAAAUUGUAAUAACAAAAUAAGUUCGAAAGUACAUUUUCCUUAUGCUGAUAUAAAAAUUGGAUUAAGAUUUCGGAAUGCGUGGACUUACACGAAGAAAGAUGAAUACAUUACAGCACGGCACGUUUACACAUUUGUCACAGAAGUAGAUCACGUUCCCCACGUGAUCCUAGGCUAUUUCACCAUAUCUAUAUAAAACAAUUAACGAAUUUAGGAUUUUUAUUCUGCCAAAAAAGGUUUAUGUCUUAAUAGUUUACAAAAAUGUAUUUCAGUGUAUUAGAAGUAGAAAUUAUUUUGUUACGUUUAUUCCUGCAAGCUGGAGUUUGUUUAAGCGGUAUGUGUUCAAGAGGAGAAUGUGAAUGUUCGGAUAAAACAAUGGUGUGCAAGCAAGGAGAGAUGCCAAAACAUCUGCCUCUUGAAAUAAGAGAACUAUUUAUUGAACGCUUCAAUUUUGAUACUUUCAAUGGCAACCAACGCACAAAUGGAUCUAUGAUACAGAAGCUUGACAUUACUGCAGACCGAGGGACAUCUAUAACUUCAAAAAAAUUUGAGCAGUUUUCAAAUUUAACGUACUUAGGAUUACAUGGAAAAGAGCUACGGUCAAUAAACCAAGAUAUUUUUCAUGGACUCACGAAUCUUUUGAUAUUGAAUUUGUCGUCCAACCCUUUUCUUAACUUUAAAUACAUUAGUACAGCUUUAAACGCAGAAACUGAAUCGGUUUUGCCGAGUCUGACAUCAUUAAGCGUAUCAAAAGUGCAGAUGUCUGUGGCACGAACAGCCUACCUUGACGAGUAUUUCUUCAGAUCUAUUGCAAGUGGCAGACAUCUUAAAUACUUGGACGUAUCUGAUCUAAAUAUAGCGAGUUUAAACUUCAGCCAUUUUAAGCCGUUGUGUAAUUCAUUAAACUCGUUGGAUAUCAGUAAUUCGGUUGUUGGGCAUACUGAUAAUAUCCACACUGUGGGUGCUUGUGCAAGUCUAAGAACGGUUGAUAUGAGCGGACUUGUCAUACCAGCUUUGAGGUUCAAUUUUUCAUUCAAAGUCUUAAAUGCUAGUUGCAUUUCUCUGAAAUUUUUGUUUCCCGUAGAAACAUUGAUCGUAAACGGUGUAAAUACAGGAUUUGGAGUAAGGCAAGGUCAAUAUUUUCUAAACAUGUCCAUGUGUCCACUGCAUAUUCGAAAAGUGUCUAUUGCAGGAAAUAAGAUACAAUGGAUAAAUAUGACUGUGAAGUUACAUGAAGCAACAGAACGUUCAUUAUCUGAAUUAAAUGUUUCAAAUAAUGGUUUGGAAUACCUGUCUCCUUUAACUCUGAAGCCGUCAGAAAACGUCCGCAUUCUUGAUCUCUCCAACAACAAAUUAAGUGUAAUGCAAGAAAAGUAUACAGAGGACUUUGAAAAAUUAUUUUGGGCUCAAACAAAAUUGCAUUACCUUAACCUCUCCCAUAACAGUUUAAGUAAAAUACCUAUGCAAACAUUCUCACAAAACAAACAUUUGAAAGUUUUAGAUAUUUCAUAUAAUAAUAUAGAAAGUUUAUAUUUUGUAGUAAAGCAAUUAGUAAACAUUGAAAAACUGAUUGUCAGUCACAAUAGGAUUUACACGAUUGAAUACGAUUUCCGAAUGGAUUUGCAAAUGUUUUUAUCAAGAACUUCUAAUUACACUGCCGACGGCAACGACAUAUUCUAUGUGUAUCUGGAGGGAAAUCCGUUUGAAUGUACAUGCGACAAAGGGAAUAUGAGAUUUCUGGAAUGGAUUCAUGCUACCAACGUUAUAGAUGAAAAUGAAACAUUAACAUGUAUUCUAGACGAAAACCUCGUAGACGUUAGAGGAACCGGUCUAGCUGAAACUAAACACUUCUGCAGAAUGCAAACACUCCAGAAGGUUGCUUUGAUAUCUACACCCCUUGUGUCUGCAGCAGUUAUAAUAUGUAUCAUAUUUGUUUUUCUCAUUAAAAGACGUCAUAGAAGAAAAUUAAUUAUUCGUGAAGUUAUUGCCAAAAUUGAGAUGGGAAUCUUCCCCUUACAACAUCUAGCAUUUUUGUCGCACUGCAGCGAAGACACAACCCUUGUAAUGAGAAAAAUUUAUCCAGAACUGUGUGAACACGUAUCAGAAAUAACUCGUUCAAAUGAGGAAUUGGUGUGUAUAGGCGAUAAACAUUUUCGACCUGGAUUUGCUCUUCGUGAGGAAGUAAUGCGCUGCGUGGAAAACUCGUCGGUAUUUGUGGCAAUUAUUUCGAGAAAUUUCUGUCGAAAAGCAUGGUGUAAUUUGGAGAUUGGAGAGGCGUAUGAUCAGAAUAAGCCAAUUAUAAUGCUCAUGACUGAACAUGUUGAAAAAGAAUUGAUGGACUAUUCUCUACAGAAAAUGUUUGAUCGCUACGCUCAUGCGACAUGGAUACCAGAUGACAAUGGUGGUCAUAUUGAACCAAAAUGGAAAAUAUUCUGCAACUCAAUAAUACAGUUAGCAGGAAAAUCAACUGAAAAACAUGUUAAAGCUCCUGCCGAAAAAAUUGUCUAAUAAAUUCUACAUAUCGGAGUUUAACUGCAUCAUUGAAACUGUAUUUUCAUAUGGAAGGAUUAUGUAACCUUAAUAUCGUAUCGGACUUAUUUGUACAAAAGAUCAUGAAUUUACUAACCCCUUAUCUAAGUAAAACUUUCCCAUUUAUAAAUAUACCUAUUCAUAGUGAUGCGUAUAUAUUUUUAAAGGUUUCAGAAGAGCUUCUGUCUCCAAUGUGUAAUUUAAAUAUCUGUUGCUGGGUCACAUUGAAUACUAUGUUGGGUUUUUGCUAUGGUGUAGCGCCGGCCUCCUCUUAAACUAAAUGUUCGAAUUGAAUUAAGAAGGAUUCUUAGUGUUAUAUAUGGAAUAUAUGGUAAAUUUGGUUUCGAUAUCUCCUGAAAAUCGCUUUCAGUUGGGUAGCAAUAGGUUUUUGAUAAAAUGUGAAAAUGAGUUUGACAUGGUUUUAUAUUUACAUCAUAAGCCAACUUAAUGCUCUCCAUGAUACUGUUGGUUAUAGAACACUGUCUUACAUUCUGGCUUAGAAAUAAUUUUGCUAUGCGUGAAUACCUGUAUGAAAUUUUACAGCAGUAAAAUACUUGUAUUUUUGUUCAAAAUAUUUCCAAUUUAUACCUGCAAGACUAAGCUAAGUUAUGAACCGAUAUAGAUUUUUAAUAAUUUUCCGUCUCGGAACCGCGAGUUGCUGUAAAAUGCUCCAAAUAGCAUAUUUUGACAUGAUAUUUUCAUCUUAAAUAUGUUGUGAAUACAUUUUGUUUUAACAUUUAUGCAAAGUAAGUUGAAAACAUGUUCAGUUGUUUAUAUUGUUCUACUUUUUUCUUAAAUGGCUAGAGCUGACCAAUAAAAAUUAUUUAUUAAAAUACCUUAUAGUUGCAUUUCAUUGUCAUUGCCUUUACUAAGUGUUUUAAGUUUACUUUUAGUUUUAAUUGCAAAGCUUUCGUUCCCUUGUGUCAUUUCUGAGUAAUUUCUUUGAAAUUUAAUUUUGGUGCUAUAAAAUCAUCUUUUGAACUUUUAAAUAUAUAAUAAGAACAUAGUUUUUCCAGUGCUCAUGUUUUUUUUUUACCUUUAUUCACUUUUUUGCAAUUGGGGAAGACAGUUUUGAAUAUUUUGGAAAAUGUCAUUGACCAUCAGAUAUGGAUCACUGUUAGUUUACACUUCGGCUUAAAUAUUUCUUCCUGUAGGCCUAUUUGAAAUUUUCUGAAGAUCAAAUGCCAGUUUUAAGAACUUUGCACUUAUUUUGUUAGAGAAUAAACGUUUAGAAGUUUGAUGAUAAAUUUUAUUUUGCCACAGAAGUUUUCAUGCGACUUUAUUUGUGACAUAUUCAUGCAAAAAUUAUGGAAAAUUUUGUCAAUAUUGACACUAUAAAUUGCAUUGCAGAAGUUAUGCAUUAAUUAGAUUUUGAUUUUCUUUUGUGACUGAAGAUGUUAUUUGAUAGACCUAUUAGAAUUAGGUUCUGUAGUAAAUUAAAAUGUUGUAUUUUUGAAUGAGACAUUAGAAUAAAUUCCGUCUUGAUUAUUAGCGUGGCAUAUGUCAUUUUUUUCGUGUUUUUAAGAUUAAACAUAUUCAUUUAACACUUAUAAUACAGUACUAAGUAUCAUAAAAACUUUAUAAUAGCCAAGAAAGUGGUUUUAAGAUUUAUUCUGACUUUAAGGUCUAACAAUCAACCUAAGAACCCGAAUGUAUAAAGCCACUUGUAUCAAGCUUCUUGUGGUCACAUUUGAAAAUGACGUUGUAAAACACAUAUUCUAACACGAUCCGAAUCAUUUUCCUGUUAAACAAAGAAGGCAGAAAACCGUGAAUUAUUAUACAACAAAUCACUGCUCUGACAUCACAAUUAUUACGUCAUGGCAUCAAACGGCAUAGCGGCGCGCUGGAAAAGAAACCGAUUGAAAACGGGCAAAUAUUUAAUGAAUGUCGUCAAGGAUGUACUUAAAAUCCUUGGUAACGUGUUAGAAUCGAAAUAAUAUAUCUCAUUCAGUGAUUUGCUCUUGAAUAAAUCAUUGUUUGUCGUUCAGAUGCGUAUUAUUAUAUCACUCGGGCUGCGCCCUCGUGAUAUAAUUCCUUCGCAUGUGAACUCCAAACAAUGAUUUAUUCAACGACAAAUCACUGGAUGAGAUAUAUUAUUUCUUAAGUUAACCGAACUCGCCCUUUUCAGUUUGAGGUGGACCAGGUUUACGUCACGAAAAGGGUAAAUGGUUAUGCAUGUAUGUGGCAUUUUCUGCCAAUCAAUAUUUUCAAAGAAAAUAUAUUGUCAACUGUACUGUAUUUUUUCUUAAUCCACCCUGCUCUUCACAAAUGAUAUUAUAUCUUUC
Messenger RNA from Mercenaria mercenaria, 5091 nucleotides. RefSeq names its product toll-like receptor 3. The transcript is spliced from 2 exons. Gene Ontology annotation, molecular function: protein binding; transmembrane signaling receptor activity. Gene Ontology annotation, cellular component: membrane. The record is from RefSeq and is a predicted model, not a curated record. Gene Ontology annotation, biological process: immune response; toll-like receptor signaling pathway. Bases 539 to 2785 code for a protein of 748 amino acids. NCBI's taxonomy places the organism in Eukaryota, Metazoa, Mollusca, Bivalvia, Venerida, Veneridae.